Messenger RNA from Argiope bruennichi, 998 nucleotides. RefSeq names its product RNA pseudouridylate synthase domain-containing protein 1-like. Gene Ontology annotation, molecular function: RNA binding; pseudouridine synthase activity. The record is from RefSeq and is a predicted model, not a curated record. Bases 85 to 954 code for a protein of 289 amino acids. NCBI's taxonomy places the organism in Eukaryota, Metazoa, Arthropoda, Arachnida, Araneae, Araneidae. The transcript has 2 exons. Gene Ontology annotation, biological process: pseudouridine synthesis.
GAAGAUAAAUAUAAAUAAAAAUUUGUAAACAGACGAAUAAUUCGGAAGUUAGAAACGAUUUAUCCAUUAUUCAUCCAUAUUUUUAUGAAUCAGCUGGAAGUUAAAUUCAAGUGGUUUGCUUCUCAUUUUAUAAAAGUAUAUAUAAUGGGCUGUAAACCAGCCACUGUUAAGGACUUGAAUAUUCUACAUCUAAGUGAUAACUUCUUAGUUAUAAACAAAGCAUGUGACAUUCCUAUAAACUCUGAUUCUGAGGAACAGCAUCCAGUAACUGUUGCAACUCAAUUGAAAUAUAGAUUUCAUGAUUUGUAUGAUCCUACAGUAAAAUUUGGCUUUAGGUUUUGUCAUCGCUUAGAUUAUUCUACAAGUGGAGCAUUAGCUAUUGCAUUAAAUAAAAAAGCAGCAAAAGAAAGUACCAUUGCUUUCAAUUCUAAAAAAAUUGAUAAAUAUUAUUUGGCCUUAGUCCAUGGGCAUGUUCAAGACAAUAUGGUAGAGAUGGAUCAAUCUAUUGGUGUUGAUUCCAGAUCAGAUUAUUCACAUCGAAUGUGCUCCUCAGAUAAGGAAUACUGUUUAAAGCCCAGAUGGGCAAUGUCUAAACUUUUAGUUCUGCAACGAGGGUUGUAUACUGGUAAGCCUGCAACCAAGGUGCUAAUGAAGCUUAUUACUGGUCGCCGUCAUCAACUGCGGGUGCAUUGUCAUGAACUGGGACAUACUAUUAUCGGUGACUAUACUUAUAGCAAUAGAAAAGAUGUUUUCCCUUACAGGAUGUUUCUACAUUCCUAUCGCUUAUAUAUGCCAACCAAUAUUGAGACCCUUGAUAUUUUAACUGAUGAUCCAUUUACUGAACAUGAACCUAAAAAUGAAUGGUGUCCUACAGAAACAGUUUAUGAGUUGGACAAAGAAGUAUUUUCCUUGUUUAAAGAUGAAUAUUUUGUUGUUGGAAAAAUGAAUAAAUAAAUGUAUUUUUAUACGAAAUUAUUGCAUGGAAAUUUUUAUUAUCA